CAAGUAAUAAUGUUUUCGUUGGUCUGUUGACAUAUAGCUGAAAGUGUUGAGGGGAGUGUACUUUGAAAAGAAGGUUUACGUUUCAUGUAACUGAUGGAGCGGUCCAGUUGAAUGUAUCAUGGCUGCUACAUAACAGUAGAAAUGAAUCGAGCCCUUAUCCAAGCACUUGGUUUGGAUUAUUGAAUUUUAGUAGUGUACAGUUAGUUGCCAGCAGAAAUUCGUUUUUAUCGUUAUGUUUACCACGGCCCCUCGAAAUAUAUGUGGUAGAUACCACUAUAGCCGACUUAGCAGUUUGAUUCGUGGAUGUAAGAAGGACAAUUCCUUUUUAGGAUGUUGUAAUGUAGUUGGAUUCCAAAAUCACGUUCAUCAUUCGAGUAUUCAGACGUUUACUGCACAAAAACAUUUGUCUUUAUUGCAUACACGUUCUCAUCGAUGCAUUAGAAUUUUGAGUAGCCUUAAUACUUACAGGUGUUUUCACAAGACAUCUGUCGACAAUGAAAAACCGAAUAAACCGUUCCCAAAGGUUCUAUACAUACAGAAUCCAUUCUCUUGGUUAAUGAAUAAAUUAGAUUUUGGUAUUUUGAAAAAUACCUGGGAUCCACAGUUCAAUGAAUCGGAAUUUAAACGUGGAGCAAAACAGGCGGUGUCAACUAUAUCCCAACUGAUUUGUCAAGAUUUGAGGGAUGGACUGGCUGGUCUUCUAACAAGGAAAGCAACAACCAAACUAAUCCACGACAUUGAAACAUCAUGGAGCGAUGAGCAAAGGCGUCUUAUUGGGAUAGAACCAGAAGAUAUUCAGGUUGCUGUUCCACGGAGAGUUAACUUUCAGACCAUAGUGGAACAGAAGUUUUGUGACGUGGACAUGAUUUUUGUCGCCCUGAAGACAGCUGAACACAAAAGUUCAAGUGCCUUGAUCUUCAUUGAAAUACUAGCAAGAUUUCAUAGAAAUUAUACAGAAGGAAGAUUACCAGACUGGACCGUCUCACUGUUCCGUGUAACUCGAUUUGAUAUACGCCCAGUUCCUGCAGGGUAAUGGCACCACAACUGCAAGAUUUUAACUUGUUUUGUGUCUGUCUCAGACAAAUUGUUGUAAUUCAUAGUUUGAAAAAUGAGCUAAAUAUAAAAGUAUUACGAUGA
This is a messenger RNA of Schistocerca cancellata (South American locust), 1137 nucleotides long. Its product is annotated as m-AAA protease-interacting protein 1, mitochondrial-like. Gene Ontology annotation, biological process: inner mitochondrial membrane organization; protein insertion into mitochondrial inner membrane from matrix. Gene Ontology annotation, cellular component: mitochondrial inner membrane. Gene Ontology annotation, molecular function: ribosome binding. The record is from RefSeq and is a predicted model, not a curated record. Bases 233 to 1033 code for a protein of 266 amino acids. The transcript is spliced from 4 exons. NCBI's taxonomy places the organism in Eukaryota, Metazoa, Arthropoda, Insecta, Orthoptera, Acrididae.